Molecule: messenger RNA, 358 nt
Organism: Suillus paluster
Lineage: Eukaryota; Fungi; Basidiomycota; Agaricomycetes; Boletales; Suillaceae
Exons: 5
Coding region: 87-320 (77 amino acids)
Source: RefSeq, a predicted model, not a curated record
CCAGGACGAAUGAAAGCUGAAAAGGAAUGGACUUAUUGUUUGAUGCUCGCUAGAGCUAGAGGGAGGUUGCUGUUCAAGUCCUGUACAUGUGCGUCUUCCUUGCUUUAUCCUCUUGCGGCUUGCUGUGCCGAUCAAGCGCACGACUCACGUUGUCUGACAACCAAAAUAUCUCUGAGACUCGGAGACGUCUAUCCGACUCCAUCGCGUUGUCUUCUAUAGCACGUGUCUCGCAAAUCAUCUCAUAUCGAUACCUCAAUGACUCGAUCUACUACUUGUAUUCUCGAACAUGUUUUCUCGCGCGAAUCAGCCGUCAACUUUAGACUGCAUACUGGACUUCAGGAACCUGUCAAGCGCUAUC